This is a messenger RNA of Chenopodium quinoa (quinoa), 1670 nucleotides long. RefSeq names its product peroxisomal (S)-2-hydroxy-acid oxidase. The record is from RefSeq and is a predicted model, not a curated record. Bases 309 to 1418 code for a protein of 369 amino acids. The transcript is spliced from 12 exons. Gene Ontology annotation, molecular function: FMN binding; oxidoreductase activity. Gene Ontology annotation, cellular component: peroxisome. NCBI's taxonomy places the organism in Eukaryota, Viridiplantae, Streptophyta, Magnoliopsida, Caryophyllales, Amaranthaceae.
CUCAGAAACACACAUUUGUUUAUGUGGAUGAGAUAAACUAAGUUGCAAAGUUUAGGAUUCGGCUUCAAAUUCCCACCCUUCAAUUUUCAUAAUCUAAUCCUUUAUCCUUUUUAAUUUUUGUCUUUAUUAUUCAAUUUUGUACUACACUUAUUUUUAUAUCACAAUUUUUGUGCAACUUUUGUUCCUCUCUUUAUAUCUCUCAAUAAUUAUUUGUCACCUCUGGGUUCCUUCACUCUCCCCAGAGUACCAACUUCAAGAGUUCAGUACUAAGUUAUUUGUUGGGGACUCUUUAGCUUAUUAAGCCGAAAAUGGAGAUCACAAAUGUCAAUGAGUAUGAGGCCAUUGCGAAGCAGAAAUUACCCAAGAUGGUGUAUGACUACUACGCAUCUGGUGCAGAGGACCAGUGGACUUUGGCUGAGAACAGAAAUGCUUUCUCCAGGAUCCUGUUUCGUCCACGAAUUCUUAUUGAUGUAACCAACAUAGACAUGACUACAACUGUCUUGGGAUUCAAGAUCUCAAUGCCUAUUAUGAUAGCCCCAACAGCCAUGCAAAAGAUGGCGCACCCUGAAGGGGAGUAUGCAACUGCCAGGGCAGCGUCAUCAGCUGGAACUAUCAUGACACUGUCCUCAUGGGCUACAUCAAGUGUGGAAGAGGUUGCCUCAACUGGACCAGGCAUCCGAUUUUUCCAGCUCUAUGUAUACAAGGACAGGAAUGUAGUUGCUCAACUUGUGCGAAGAGCUGAAAGGGCUGGCUUCAAGGCUAUUGCUCUUACUGUUGACACACCCCGAUUGGGGCGUAGAGAAGCUGAUAUCAAGAACAGGUUUGUUUUACCACCUUUUCUAACAUUGAAGAACUUUGAGGGUCUUGAUCUCGGCAAAAUGGAUCAAGCAAAUGACUCUGGUCUUGCCUCAUAUGUUGCCGGUCAGAUUGAUCGAUCCCUGAGCUGGAAGGAUGUGAAGUGGCUUCAGACAAUCACCAGCCUGCCCAUCCUUGUCAAGGGUGUACUUACAGCUGAAGAUGCAAGACUUGCUGUUCAACAUGGGGCAGCAGGAAUUAUCGUAUCCAACCAUGGAGCACGCCAGCUUGAUUAUGUUCCUGCUACUAUAAUGGCUCUUGAAGAGGUUGUUAAAGCAGCACAAGGUCGUAUUCCCGUGUUCUUGGAUGGUGGUGUUCGUCGUGGAACUGACGUUUUCAAAGCAUUGGCACUGGGUGCCUCUGGUGUAUUUAUUGGAAGGCCUGUGGUGUUCUCCCUCGCUGCAGAAGGAGAGACUGGUGUUAAGAAGGUCCUUCAAAUGAUGCGCGAAGAGUUUGAGCUGACCAUGGCACUGAGUGGUUGUCGUUCCCUUAAAGAAAUCUCGCGCAGCCACAUUGUUGCUGACUGGGACGCUUCUGGGUCUCGUGCUACUGCCAGAUUAUAAGAUUAACGUGCACAAAUAAUUAAAGCUAUAUUGAGCAAGGGAAAUGUAACAGCAUAUCUAUAAAGUUUGCUUGUUGGUGUUUUUUUUUUUUUUUUUCCCAACUAAAAAGUGCCCUCUAUUUGGUCGAAGAACUUUCAUUUUUGAUUUGCGACUGUCAAUGGAUGCUUAUGUAUUUUUGAAUGGCUACUCUGCCUUCAUUGUAUAUUCUUCUUAUAUUCCUCUUUUUAAAAUAAGAGUACUUACAUAUAUCAA